This is a messenger RNA of Mytilinidion resinicola, 453 nucleotides long. RefSeq lists its product as uncharacterized. The transcript has 3 exons. Lineage: Eukaryota; Fungi; Ascomycota; Dothideomycetes; Mytilinidiales; Mytilinidiaceae. The record is from RefSeq and is a predicted model, not a curated record. The coding region runs from base 1 to 453 and encodes 150 amino acids.
AUGCCUAAAGCAGCGCGAGAUCGCAUCAGCGUCAUAUCUCAGGCUCCAAGCCCUACUGCAAUCGCGGACUUUGUCGUAGAUAAGGCCAAUCCUAUCUCAGCUGCAUAUUCCGGCGCUGUGAGGCGGCGCCGUCAGAAAAUACCCAAAGCCAGAGUUGACCUAGCUGCUUCUCGCGAGCUUUCUGAGCUUUACUGGGUUAUUAGUGACAUGUUCCCCAGCAAAACCUCAGCGAAAGACGUUCUGGAGAAAUCACUCCAGGAUACGAAGUCAUUCCAAGACCUGAUUGACCUUUUGGAACAACAUUCUUCGAAGGUGGUCUCAAGUUAUGAUGCGAUCUAUCCUCGCGAGCCUCCUCAUUUAACCAGCCUUGGUCAUCUCGACCCCACGACUAUACAACCACUCCAAGGCGCAGCAUUUUGGGAAAAAUUGAAGCGCAAACUUUCAAGUUCAUAA